This is a messenger RNA of Boleophthalmus pectinirostris (great blue-spotted mudskipper), 1321 nucleotides long. RefSeq names its product epithelial membrane protein 2-like. The transcript is spliced from 5 exons. The record is from RefSeq and is a predicted model, not a curated record. Bases 167 to 655 code for a protein of 162 amino acids. NCBI's taxonomy places the organism in Eukaryota, Metazoa, Chordata, Actinopteri, Gobiiformes, Gobiidae. Gene Ontology annotation, cellular component: plasma membrane.
AGCGAGUGACAGGGAGGGGUAUGGACUGUAAAAAAGGGCAGGGCAAAAAAGGGCGGAUGGGUAAUUUCUACUGAUGUGCAUUUAGGCUGGAAAGUUAGUAUCCGUGAGUAGUAGAGGGAUUUAGACUUGAGCAGAGGCAGUCGCAAUACAUAAAAACUAAGCCACCAUGCUGAUCCUUCUCGCUGCCAUCUUUGCCCUGCACAUUGUCGCCAUUGUUAUUCUCUUGGUGGCCACUAUUGACAAUGCUUGGUGGGUGACUGACACUAUCUCCACGGAUAUCUGGGGACGCUGGAUCUUAACAAAUGGGGUGUGGAACUUAACCGAACUGCCCGAUGGUGCUCACUAUCCAAAGGACUACCUCCAGGCGGUACAGGCCAGCUCUGUGCUUGCUUGCAUAUUCUCCAUCCUGGGCAUCUUUGUGUUUAUUGCUCAGCUGUUCACUUUAACCAAGGGCAAGAGGUUCACCAUCUCUGGCAUCUUCCAGUUUCUCGCAUGCCUGUGCAUCAUGAUUGCAGCCUCCAUCUACACAGACCGCUUCCACAAGGAUGAGCAAAACGGCUCUUACGGCCACUCCUUCAUCCUGGCCUGGAUCGCUUUUGGGCUGACGUUCAUCUCCUCCAUCACUUACUUUGUGCUACGUAAAAAGACAGCAUGAUCCCAAUAACCAGCCACCACUACUGGAUGUGACCUCACAGCUCAACUAGGAGUAUUUUGGAAUAAAAGUACUGUUGUUGCCUUGACCAUGUUAGACUAAAUUAAGAAUUAUUCAUAUUUGUGACUUUAAACAUAACUGUGGUAUUUUAGAUUUGCGUAUGUAUAAAUUGUUUAUAUUGGGGUGACUUUUUAAUAGCUGGAAACCAUCACAACAAAAUGACAUUUACAAAUACUUAAAAAAUAUAAUAAAAAACAACUUUCGAUGAAUCAAAGAUUAGCUUGUGUCCAAUAUUUUUGUUUUGUUCUGUUUUUUUCAUCUGCAUUCAGGCAGACAGCAAGAUGGAUUGUUGUUUGUAAUUAAGUAUCAGGGUGUUUGUACAAUUAUACAGAGCAAAAUUUGUUUAGUAAUUUAAUUCACAUCUGUCAAAAUGUUAUAUAACUCAACUUUUAAAUAAAUCGAAGACAUUCCAACAUUUUCUUAAAAUGACAACAAAGCUGAAUUAGCCAAUUACAUGUCUGUGUUGUUUCAUUAAUGUCAUAUUUUCCACUUUGCUAUACAGCAGCAGACAGUUAAUUGUGUAUGUACAUAAAAAUGUUUCUUGUAAUGCUCUGACCUGUUCUCUUUAUACAAUAGUUUUUAAGAUAUUAAACAUUAAUAAACAAACAA